AUGGACAGUUCAAGUGAAACCGGAAGCGACAGUGAUUAUUUCGAUGAUGCAAACAGCGGUUCGGAAACGGGAGAUGGCGAAAGCCAAACAUCCGACGAUGAUGAUGAAAUUGAUUUAGAAAACCUAAAAUUAGACGAUGACUCCACAUGGAAAAGUUCGUAUACUUCCCGUUCUGGAAUGAUUUGGUCCUCAACUCCUCAUCAUUCAACGAAAAAUGAUUUUUCGAAUGAUGUUAUUCAAAAAGCUGGUCUUACAAAUACCAGUGAAAAUAUUUCAUCUGUCGAAGAUGCAUUCAUGUGUUUUAUGCCAAACAAACUUCUGGAAAAAAUCUUGGAUUAUUCAAACUUGGAGUAUACUCACAAGAAUACCUCCACGAAAAAAAUUGAAGAAAUAACACUCAUAGAAUUGAAAGCAUUUAUUGGACUUUUAUUGCUUGCUGGUUUAUUGGGGAAAUCGAAGAUCGAUCUGAAAUGCUUAUGGAGAAGAAGUCCAUUAGAACCGCCAAUAUUCAAAGCCACUAUGUCAAGAACUCGUUUUCAGGAUAUUAUUUCUUGUUUGAGAUUUGACGACAAAAGAACAAGGGAAGAAAGAAAACGAACAGAUAAAUUUGCAGCAAUUCGUGAAAUCUGGUCAUAUUUCCAAAAUUGCUUACAAACAUGUUACACACCGGGAUCAAAUGUUACUAUUGAUGAACAACUACUAGGAUUUAGAGGAAAAUGUUCCUUCCGUCAAUAUAUGCCAAAAAAGCCUGACAAAUACGGAUUAAAAUUUUGGCUAUGCGUUGAUGUGGACUCACAUUAUGUAUUCAAUGCAUUUCCUUACGUUGGACGACAACCGAAUGAGCAAAGACAAACACAGAUAGGUGCCAAAGUCGUUCUAGAAUUACUCAAACCACUUUACGGCUUCCAAAGAAACGUUACAAUAGAUAAUUUCUUCACAAGUGUUCCAUUAGCCCAAACGCUUCAAACAAAGAAUCUGACUCUUAUAGGAACACUGCGAAAAAACAAGUCAGAAAUACCUAUCGAGUUUCAAUCCAACGAAAAUCGUGAAGUGGGUUCUUCGCUCUUUGGUUUCCAAGAUGGUUUAACCUUAGUUUCAUUUGUCCCAAAACAGAAUAAAGCUGUUUUAUUGCUCUCCUCAAAACAUCACGACAAUCAAGUGGACAAUAAAACUGGAAAACCGAUCAUUAUAUUGGAUUAUAACAAAACAAAGGGGGCUGUCGAUACUGUUGAUCAAAUGUGUCAUAAAUACACGGUAAAAAAUAUUUCAGUAUUUCUAUAGCUUAUUUUACUUUUCAGGUAAAACGAGGUACAAAGCGAUGGCCAGUUUGUAUUUUCUAUGGGAUGAUAGACAUUGCUGCCAUAAAUGCUCUGAUUGUCUGGAAAGUGAAAAAUCCUCAAUGGAAUCAGAAUACAAAUCAUAAACGUCGAUUAUUUUUGGAAGAAUUAGGAUUAGCACUGGUAUCGCAUCUGUUGGAUUUUCGUUCGAAGAACUCGAAAUUUUUGAACACAGAUAUUCUAAAUGCUUUAGCAAUCGUCGGUUAUCCUGUGUCGAAGAACGAUCCGGCAGAAGCGAAUGAAAAUCCCACUCAACCAAAACGAAAAAGGUGCUCCAUUUGUGAACGUUCUACGGACAAGAAAACAUCAAUUCAAUGUUUCAGUUGUUCUUCGUUCGUUUGUAGUGAUCAUUCUGUCAAACGUGUCUUUUGUAUUAAUUGUUCUAAAUAAGGAACAUCGUUCUCAUUUUUUUCUAUAGAAUAAAACAAGAAAAGGUCAGAUCUUACGAAAAUAUUGGCUGAAAAGUAAAAGGAUUAUUAAAAAAGAACACAUGUCAUCAAAAUCACGGUUAAAAGAGGCCGGUACUCCAAGGGUUAACGGAGCACAGCUGGCUUAAGGAAGAAGUUUCAUUGUAUUUCAUGUUGAAAUAAAUAAAAUAUACAUUACUACGAACAUAUAGCAAUUUUUUAAUAAGAUGAUACAAAUAGCCAUAUUUUUAUUAGCAAUUAUUUUUCAAUUUUAAUGGAUAUUUUAGAAGAUUGAGCACUCUAUCUUAUCUCUCAACAAAAAAAAGACGAAAAUGAAAAGCAUUUAGCUUGUAUAUUAAAACUUGAACAUCAAAAACCUUUACAUAUCGAAAAAAAAACUUGUAAAAAAAACAAGUUUUUUUUGUUAAUCUAAUUCUUUUGAGAAAAAACAAUUUUUUUAAGGAAGUCUGAUGCUAAUACCAGAAUCGAGAUGACACAUAAUAGGUCAUGUUAAAUUCUUAUCGGUGUAUGUGAAAUCUUAUUGAAUAUGUUGUGUCGUCUAUGGAAGAAUCAAAAAGACUUAUGGCAAAUGUGACAAUGUACACACAUUCUGAAGUUUUAUGUUGACAUUUUCAAAUAAUCAAAAGGGUAUGACUGUACAUAUAUGGGUGUGUGAGUUAAGAUAGAUCUAGAUAUGGUUGUGAUUUUCGAUAAGUUCAUGUGUUUAGUUCACUUUUUCAUCGAUGAAUGCUGCAUCAAAUCUAUACAUUCAUUCAUCGAGAUAUUUUCAAAUACCUUAGAAGAUACUUCAACGUAUCGAAUAAUAUAUUCUUUUCUUUUAUAAAAACUGACAGAAAAUGAGUUGAGAGAUAGGAAAAUAAGAGUCUAUCGAUGUUUGCUGCCAUAAUUCGAUGUAUCCCAUCUAGAUUGGCAUUCUAAUUCGAACUACAUCAUUUACGGUAUUUCGGAUCAGCUCAAUUCAUCUUUGUCAUUUUUAGGAGUACUUCUUUCCAGCGUAUGAUUUUUCCAAACUUCUCUCGUGCAUAGAUAUAAGACAGUUUGAACUAGUUGGGCUAGUGUAAGAUGAAUGAGUAUGAACGAAAACAAAAUAGAUUUUUACGUAUGUGAUCCGAAUUAUUCCAGGCGA
Molecule: messenger RNA, 2891 nt
Organism: Rotaria sp. Silwood1
Lineage: Eukaryota; Metazoa; Rotifera; Eurotatoria; Philodinida; Philodinidae
Source: the annotation of a GenBank genome assembly